This is a messenger RNA of Penaeus vannamei (Pacific white shrimp), 1022 nucleotides long. NCBI's taxonomy places the organism in Eukaryota, Metazoa, Arthropoda, Malacostraca, Decapoda, Penaeidae. The record is from RefSeq and is a predicted model, not a curated record.
AUGAUGCUGCAGAAUUUAGUACAAGACGAAGCCCAGACUCAGAGAGAUUCUCCAGGUCCUCCUGAUGGGGUUCAGGAGGGGCCAAGCCAGCCUUCAGAUCCACCAUUCCCAUGGAGAGGUCUUCUAGCUCCUUAUGAUAUUGGACUACCAAGAGCAGAAGUGAGCUUCCGUCCGAAUUUAACAAGGGCACCACCAGAUCGAGCUGCUGAAAGAGAAGCUGAUAAUUUCUUUAGUAGACCUUACUUUGCACAGCACUUUGGAGCAACGAGGAACAUGUCUGCAUCAGUGGUUACGCAUCGGAUUCAGGCUUGGGACUUUACGCAUUACAAUAUUCCUGAAAUUUCUGACAGUGCUGCUAAUGUGGUUGUUAGAAAAUGUAAAAUCCACAAUGAUGCGAGUGUUGACAUCUCGGUUGAUGGAACCAUGUUGGCUGCCCUUGUGCCAGAGAGCCAGGCCAUGACCAUGGUCGGUGUUUACAGCUUGAGAGAAAAGUCACGUGGGCAACUUCUCUAUAGCUACAUUUUUGCACCCAAUACCAUCUGUGUCAGCCUCUCUCCAGUGGCACGGCAUUUAGUCGUUGGAUUUGCAUCACACACACCACGAUUUGUUUCACAUCAUAACACCAAGCAGGUUGUCGCACAAAUAUACAAGUUAUGUGACAAUCCUAUGUUUUAUGGCCGAGGACAAGCAGGACACCUACAGUUUCUGAGGGAUAUAGAAGUCAUGAGUGAUCACCGGCACACCUCUUUGAAUUGCAUCCGAUGGCUCCCAUACCCAGGCCAGGGGCUCAUCUAUGGCACCAACAGGGGGCAAUUAAAUAUCCUACGUUGAUCCAGCAGUUUAUUUCUGCAAGCUUGAAUUUUUCUUACAAGUUUCACUCACACAAGCAUUGUGAAACAGUAGUCCAUCAUACCCCAUUAACAAUACAAAGACCUGUGAUAUAUGAAAUUGUCACUGUAAUAGUAAUGUAUCUCCAGGUUGAUGUACUUUUAUUUUUAUUUUUUAUUGGAGAGGCAGUAAUU